Hirundo rustica (Barn swallow) is the source of this 5933-nucleotide messenger RNA. RefSeq names its product DENN domain containing 1A (gene DENND1A). Gene Ontology annotation, biological process: endocytosis; endocytic recycling. The transcript has 23 exons. The record is from RefSeq and is a predicted model, not a curated record. The coding region runs from base 1031 to 4423 and encodes 1130 amino acids. Gene Ontology annotation, cellular component: cytosol; clathrin-coated vesicle. NCBI's taxonomy places the organism in Eukaryota, Metazoa, Chordata, Aves, Passeriformes, Hirundinidae. Gene Ontology annotation, molecular function: phosphatidylinositol phosphate binding; guanyl-nucleotide exchange factor activity.
AAAGUGCAUUAGCCAAGGGGUUUGGGGGAAGGAGAUGAGUGAUGAAAGCGAUUGAAGUGCUGGGCCUGCAGAUCCAUGCCCUCAAUGUUUUGGUUUUUUAAAAUUUUUAUAAAAUUGGUGAUUGAUUUAUUGGUAAGCCUUGUUGGUACAUUUGGUAUAGUCACAUUAAAAGUCUCCGUUCGUUCAUAUGCCAUUCCAGGAAAAUUCAGUUCCUCGGACACAGGUAGGGGUGUAAUAAAGCUAUUGCCAAGCAGGGAGUGCUGACAUCUCCGUGUGUGAAAGGGUUAUAGAGUGGAGAGACCCAGGGAGAUCCUGUCUUAUUAGGCAGUUUCAGCAGGUGCUGUUGAGCAAUUGUUUUUCCUUCUUGAACACAGUGUUCUUCAGGAUUAAAAUGGGCUUUAACUUUUCACUUCUUUUGUUUAACUUGCAUACAAGACUGGAGGGGACAUAGUUUGUGUGAUAACAGAUCUUUAUGUUCCCAAGCCCAUAGGCUGGGUAGAUGAAAACGUAUCUUUUCAGCCAGGGAUUUUAGGAAAAUGUAAGUGGAUAAUGAGUGUUUGUAAUGAUAGCAUUGUGGCGAUUGGUUGGUUCCAGAAAGGAAUGAACUUUCCUUCUUUCCUUAGGCAUACUGUGGGCAUGAGUUUUACACCUUUUUGGAGUAUGUGAUCUCAACUGUUGCUGCAGAAAUGAAAGCCUGAGAAAUUGGUUAAGCUCUUACAGUCAAAUACAGGUAGAAUCGAAAACGGUAGAUAUUUUGGCAGCAGAGUAGGCUGUAAUCUCUAAUUUACACCUUCAGACCCUGCAGCAGUCACUCUUGCUUGGAUCACUUCAAGAUUAUGAUCCAAAGUGACUUCUUAUGAUGACCUUAUCUUAAAUCUGUUAAAAGGUUGAUGCUUACUUUAAAUGCAGUUUCUUUUGUGUGCACACUGAAUCCACAAGCUGUUUACCGUCUUUGGGUUUGUGAUUGCUGCUUGGACUUCAGUGGCUUUGAGUAGACUUUGCUAAAUGAGUAUGUCAUCAGGCAGGUGAGAUGCUCCAACUAGAAGCUGGUGUCAGGGAGAUGCAACUUUUAGAAAUACUUCGUGCACCCAGAGGAGUUAAGGACGUUUUCUUUGCAAAGUCUUUCAGUGUGAACUUGUCUUUCAAGACUGCAGAUAAAACCCACGUCUUUCCCAAUCGCCAGAGUAACAGAGGUAAUAAAACCAGACAAAAUCCAGAAACUACCUUUGAGGUGUAUGCAGAAGUGACCCACUCAGGAAUCAGUUGCAUUGGGAAAGAUCCUGAGGUGCGGAGGCAAUUCCCAGAGGGCUACAGUGACCAGGAAGUUCUACAGACUCUGACCAAGUUUUGUUUCCCCUUCUAUGUGGACAGCCAUGCCAUUAACCAAGUUGGGCAGAACUUCACGUUUGUGCUCACAGACAUUGACAGCAAGCAGAGGUUUGGGUUCUGUCGCUUAUCUUCGGGGGCCAAGAGCUGCUUCUGUAUCUUAAGUUACCUCCCAUGGUUUGAAGUCUUUUAUAAACUGCUCAAUGUCUUGGCAGAUUAUUCAGCAAAAGGACAGGAUAGUCAGAGGAGUGAGCUCCUGGAAACCUUUCAUAAACUUAGCAUCCCUGAGCCAGGAACCUCUGUUCAUCUUGGAGUGCACUCUUACUUUACUGUGCCUGACACCAGAGAGCUUCCCAGUAUACCUGAAAAUAGAAAUCUGACAGAGUAUUUUGUAGCAGUUGAUGUCAACAACAUGCUGCAUCUCUACGCCAGCAUGCUGUACGAGCGCCGCAUCCUCAUUUGCUGUAGUAAGCUGAGCACUUUAACUGCCUGCAUCCAUGGGUCCGCAGCCAUGCUCUACCCGAUGUUCUGGCAGCACGUUUACAUUCCUGUCCUGCCCCCACAUCUCCUGGACUACUGCUGUGCCCCCAUGCCCUACCUCAUUGGAAUACACUUAAGUUUGAUGGAGAAAGUAAGAAGCAUGGCCCUGGAAGAUGUGGUGAUCCUUAACGUAGACACCAACACACUGGAAACGCCUUUUGAUGACCUUCAGAGCCUCCCCAAUGACGUGGUUUCUGCACUGAAGAACAGAUUGAAGAAAGUCUCUACAACCACUGGAGAUGGUGUUGCAAGAGCAUUUCUAAAAGCGCAAGCAGCUUUCUUUGGGAGCUACAGAAACGCCCUGAAAAUUGAACCUGGUGAGCCCAUCACUUUCUGUGAAGAAGCGUUCGUGUCCCACCGCUCGUCUGUGAUGAGGCAGUUCCUGCAGAAUGCCAUCCAGCUCCAGCUUUUCAAGCAGUUCAUUGAUGGGCGUCUGGAUCUGCUGAACUCUGGGGAGGGCUUCAGUGACGUGUUUGAAGAGGAGAUAAAUAUGGGAGAAUAUGCAGGUAGCGACAAACUGUACCACCAGUGGCUGUCCACAGUGAGGAAAGGAAGUGGAGCCAUUUUAAACACAGUAAAGACCAAGGCUAACCCCGCCAUGAAGACUGUCUAUAAGUUUGCAAAAGAUCAUGCAAAAAUGGGAAUAAAAGAAGUGAAAAACCGCUUGAAGCAAAAGGACAUAGCAGAGAACGGGUGCUCAGCAGCGCCGGAGGAGCCCCUGCCCAGGGCAGCACCAUCGCCGCUGGGUGAGAAGAAGGACCCGAAAUCAAGAGAGGACAGAAGACCAAUCACAGUACAUUUUGGUCAGGUUCGCCCCCCAAGACCUCAUGUGGUUAAGAGGCCCAAGAGCAACAUUGGUGUGGAGGGCCGGAGGACCUCAGUUCCCAGCCCAGAACACCUCGUAAAGCCCAUGCGACACUAUACAGUCUUCCUCUCUGAGGACUCCUCUGAUGAUGAAUUUCAGCAGGAAGAGGAUCCUGUCUCUGGCUUCUCUGAAAACUUUUUCUUCUCUGCUCCUUUCGAAUGGCCUCAGCCGUACCGGGCCCUGAAGGAGUCGGACAGUGCCGAUGGAGAGGACGUGGGCAGCCCGGAGAAAGCCAGAGAGCCGCUGCCCCCGAGCCCUCUGCUCUCCAGCAAGGCCUCAGAAGUCAACCUCCUGGAAGACAUCUUCCCCAGCUUGGAAGUAGAAGCCCAGCCCCAGCCCCUCAGCCAGGCCAAGAGCCUGGAGGACCUGCGGACACCCAAGGAGGAGGCGGAGCAGCGCUGCUCCUUUGAAUACCAGAGAAUGGAUCUUGGUGUGUCCGAGAGGAGCAGGAUUGUGCCGAGCAUGAAGCUGUCCCACCCUUACAACAAGCUGUGGAGUAUGGGCCACGAUGAUAUGGCUAUUCCCACCAAAUAUUCCCAAAGCUCGCCCGAAAGACCCUCAGCUGCCCUGGGUAACAUGGCCCCCAUCACCAGGAGAGCCCAGAGCAGAGACGGUGGUGUGGCUCCUGCAGAAAAGGAUGAAUCCAACCCUGCCGUUCAAGGGAACAUCACCAUUCCUAGGCCACAGGGAAGAAAGACUCCAGAGCUGGGGAUCGUGCCGCCACCACCGGCACCCAGGGCUUCCAAGCAUCAGGCUCCGGCUGGGUCAGUGGAAGUCCUCACCCCUCACGGGCUCAGCCCCCUGGUGUCAGAUCUCUCCCCGGAGCCCUUUGGGGCCGGGCGCGUGUCCUUAGAGCCCGAAACGCAGCGUUCAGCCAGCUCCUGCUCUCGCCCGUGCCAGCUGCCGCGCGCUGCCGAGCUGCUGCAGCCCGUGCGGGUGCAGGCGGAAGGUGCCGGAAACGAGAGCGAGCUCCUGCUGAGCCUGCUGGACCCGCUGAGAACCGCGGGCCGGCCGGGCAGGGCCCCGCAGGGCUCGGGCCCCGCGCCCGCCUUCGGCGCCCCGCCGAGUGACUUUGUGCCUGCUCCGGCUGCGCCCUUUACCCGGCCCCUCGGCUAUGCUGCCCCAGCUCCACCACCUUUUCUGCAGCCCUCCCCGAAUCCCUUCACCCACACGCUGCCAGGAGCCCUUCCCGUGUCCCUGGUCAGACCCCCGAGGGGCUCCUUCACCCCCUCCUUAGGUCACGCCUACAGCUCCAGCUUCAUAACCCCCGCUGCCGCCUUCUACCCAGCGCAGAGACCUCAGCCUCACAUGGCCACGCUGUCCAUGCCAAACCUGUUCAGCCAGGCUCCGGCUGUGCCAGCAGCUGGCUCCUUGCUGCUGCAGAGCCACAGCCCUUCUCCCACCGGCUCCCUCCAGCCGCCGUGUCUGGCUGCUCCCUCCAAACCCCGAACGUUACAGGUGGGCCAGCCCAGCACAAAGGUAGAUCCCAAACAAGCCCUGGCUCUUCUGGCCAGUGAACCCCCUCUGGUCCCUGCCAGGCCAGCCAAGGGCUUGGAGUCAGUGUUACUGUCCUCCAAAUCUGAGGAGACAAAAGAUCCAUUUGAAGAUCUGUUAGAAAAGACCAAGCAGGACGUGUCACCCACACCAGGUAAGGUGGAGCAGCUCAGAAAGCGAUGGGAAACCUUUGAGUGACGCUCCCCAUGGCCUUGGUGUCCUUUUGGAAGUGACAGAGGGAUUUUUUGGUUUUUUUGAGCCAGCAUAAAACCAAGCAUUUCUUUUAAGGAAGGCUGAGCCAGGACGGCUGCAGGACCAUCGCUGAGCUGCCACUCAACACGAGAGCUUUUUGCCCACAGGUCAGAGUCCCCUGCUGUCCCAGUCCCUGACACCGCAGCCCAGGAUUCCUGCACUGACCAAAGCGUGAGGGGAGGCGGGUUGGCUUGGCCUGGGAUUUCCACACAGCUUUUCAGGCAGCACUGCUGAUGCACAGGUUGGUCCCUCCCUGUAUUUUCAGUCCUUGGCACACCUGGAGCGUGACACAGCCCACUCUGCUGGGGCCCAUUCCUGCCUCUGGGAAUGGGCCUCAGAUUUUCUGGCAUUGCACACACAGACAAGGCUUUGUUUCCAUGCCUCGAAGCAGCCUGACUUGUGGGCUGCGCUGGACUGAUCGUGGGUCCCUGUUUGUGCUCGCUGAAGCCCAGCCACUCCCAGAGCUGUGCUGUCACAUGGAUUUUGGGGCACUUUUGACUCCCCCCUGCCCCGAACACCAACAGCCAGGGCAGAGUUGUCACAGGCCUGGAAACCGCUGCUCAGGGAUUGGUCCUGCAUCUCUGUUGGGAAACUGGAAACACCAGCAAUUGUUUUCAUUUUUUUGACUUUGUUUUUGUUAAAUACAUCAGAAAAUAGAGGCCAUAAAGAAUAUCCUAGUUCUUAUAUAUGUGUAUCUUAAUAUUAUCUAUCAAUAUUAUAAAUUGCAGUAUAUGAAUGGAAUGUAACAAUAUCUUACUUGAUUAUUACAAACAAAAAAGAGAAAAAGCGUGGGGUAUCAAGGUUCCCAGCUCCUGAGUGCAGGUGAGGGCCGGUGUGCUGAGGGGCUGAGGGCAGCAGUGUCCAGGAGGGGGGAUCUGGGCUCUGCGGCCUCGCUGCAGCCUCGGGCUGGCCCCGCCUGGCCCGCGAGGCACAGGGGACGCUCAGCUGGCUGUUCUGAGCCCCCUCUGCUCUCCAGACAUUUCACACCAGCCUCAGCAUCCCCCAGGAAAGCUGCUGUCUGAUCAUUUCUGUUUCACUUCAGUGGUGGUUUUUUGGUUUGUUUUGUAUCUGGGCACACUCUGGUGUAAAACCUGGCACUCUCGCAGAGGGAAUCGCAUCACCAUUGAGCCUUUGAUAAAGGAAAUCAUCUUGGACACAUGGGGAAAUUCUUGUAAAGCUUUAUCUGAUUUCCAAUGUAUCUAUUUUAUUCAUGUUAUCUUGGAAGUUUUCUUACUCUGGGGAAUGGGAAUGGCUGUCUCUGUAUUCCAGUCUGGGCAGUACAAAAGAAAAAUAAUAUCUGAAAUGCUGCCGGUUUUGGGAAGACGACAGUAUUCCAGGAAUAUUCUGUUUCUGUAAGUGCUGUUCCUCUGACAGGCCGUUCAUUGGAUUUGUAUUUUCUUUUUGCGUUGAAAGACAGAUGGGUUUAGUAUUGAAUAGUAAAAUAUUUAAAGUAUAA